Molecule: messenger RNA, 7240 nt
Organism: Sphaerodactylus townsendi
Lineage: Eukaryota; Metazoa; Chordata; Lepidosauria; Squamata; Sphaerodactylidae
Gene: PCDH11X
Product: protocadherin 11 X-linked
Exons: 7
Coding region: 875-4612 (1245 amino acids)
Biological process (GO): homophilic cell-cell adhesion
Cellular component (GO): plasma membrane
Molecular function (GO): calcium ion binding
Source: RefSeq, a predicted model, not a curated record
CGGAGUUCAGACGGCGGCGGGAGCGCGGGACGGAGGCGGCCGCGGCGUGGAGUGGUGGCGGCGGCAGCAGCAGCAGCAGCAGCAGCAGCCCCGGGCGGGCGCGUGCGCGGAUCAUCAGGCAGCUGAGGGGGCAGAGUCGCCGGCUGAGCCCCCAAAGGGACUCUCCUCUCCUGAGGGAGGACUGGUCUCGCCUCUGCCAGAAGCUCCGUAGGGGGGGGGCCGAUCCUGCAAAGAAGAACUUAGACUGGUGGGCACUUGAUCACUGCAACCCCCCCGCCACACACAAGGAGGGGUUCUUCUCUUUGCUCCCCCCUCCCCAAGCUUUCCCCUUACUCCAAGUUGCCAGUCUUCUGCAGCAAGUUGGAAGCAACCAGCCGGCAGCUGCUGCCCGGGCUUGGCACCUUCCGUAAAGCACUCCGUUGGGAAGGGGGAGGAUUUCGCUGGCUUGCUUCCCCCCUCCUCCCCAAGCUGACCAAGCACCCGACCUCUCCUCUCCCCCCGACUCCUUUCCCCACUAGCCGCCAAGCCCAGGCACACUUGAAGAAUUCCCUCAAGUUAGGAUCUCCUUCCUCGAAGAUGCUCCGUGGGAAAGCGCUUGGCUUCUGAUGCUCUCGCCAGCCUCGGGUUCCUCUUGCUUUUAGCCUGUCGCCUUCUCGCUCUCUCUUCUUCUGCUGCUUCAGCCCCUUUCCCCUCAUUCAAUAUUUUUGACCAGACCAAGGAUUUUUGUUUUAUUUCCCCAUGGGGCGCUUGGGGUCGGACUUGAAGACAGCGGGGAAGCAUGGCUGAGGAGCUGCCCUAGCCGGAGAUUCUCUCCCACGAAGGAAUUCAAGUUCUCCUUGGCAUUUGGUUAGACAACUCCUUAGCCAUUCUGGAGAUGGACUUGCUUUCCGGGACUUACCUCUUGGCAGUCUUGUUAGCCUGCAUCGUGUUUCAGUCUGGUGCACAGGAGAAGAAUUACACAGUACGGGAAGAGCUGCCAGAAAAUGUCCUAAUUGGCAAUUUGCUUAAGGACCUCAACCUGACCCUGGACCCUGAUGUGCCCCUCUCUUCGCCUCUUCAGUUCAAGCUUGUGUAUAAGACUGGGGACAUCCCGCUGGUCCGCGUGGAGGAGAAUACCGGAGAAAUAUUCACCACUGCCAGCCGCAUUGAUCGAGAAAAGCUUUGCUCUGGCAUUUUAAGUGAGAAUCGGUGUUUUUAUGAGGUAGAAGUUGCUGUCCUGCCUGAUGAAGUCUUCAGGCUGGUCAAGAUCAGGUUCCUGAUUGAGGAUAUAAAUGACAAUGCUCCACUUUUCCCAUCCACGGUCAUUAAUAUCUCCAUCCCCGAGAACACAGCCGUCAAUUCCCGUUACUCUGUCCCAUCGGCAAUUGAUCCUGACAUUGGAGUGAAUGGCAUUCAGCACUAUGAACUCCUUAAGCCCAAAACAGCUCCGAAAAGGACCUUUGGAUCCAUUACAAAUGAACAGGGUCAAAAUGUUUUUGGACUUGACAUUAUUGAGACUCCUGAGGGAGACAAGUGGCCCCAGCUGAUAGUCCAGCAGAUCCUUGACAGAGAACAAAAGGACACUUAUGUGAUGAAGAUUAAAGUGGAGGAUGGUGGAAACCCACCGAGAUCCAGCACUGCCAUCCUCCAAGUUACAGUCACUGAUGUAAAUGACAACCGCCCAGUGUUCAAGGAGAAUGAUAUCGAAGUCAGCGUUCCUGAGAAUGCCCCCAUUGGCACAUCGGUUUCUCAGCUCCAUGCCACUGAUGCUGACCUGGGAUCAAAUGCUCAGAUUCACUUCUAUUUCAGCAGCCAGAUCUCCACUUUGGCCAAAAGACUUUUUGCCAUUGAUAACACCACUGGCCUUAUCACGAUCAGAGAACCGCUGGACCGGGAGGAAUCUCCUGUACACAAGUUGACAGUCCUGGCAAGCGAUGGCAGUUCAACCCCCUCGAGGGCAACAGUGACGGUGAAUGUCACAGACAUUAAUGACAAUAUCCCAUCAAUCGACACCAGGUACAUUAUCAAUCCUGUGAACGGGACUGUGCUUUUGUCAGAGAAAGCUCCGCUUAAUACUAAAAUUGCCCUGAUUACGGUAAUGGAUAAGGAUGCUGACCUCAACGGUAAAGUUACCUGUUUCACAGACCAUGACGUGCCAUUCAGGUUAAAGCCUGUGUUUGAUAAUCAGUUUCUGUUGGAGACUGCCAUGUUCCUAGAUUAUGAGGCCACGCGGGAAUAUGCUAUUAAAAUAGUGGCGUCUGAUUCAGGGAAACCACCCUUGAACCAGUCUGCAAUGCUCCUCAUCAAAAUCAAGGAUGAGAAUGAUAAUUCGCCACUGUUCACACAGCCCAUUAUUGGACUCUCUAUCCCUGAGAACAAUGCGCCCGGAACCCAGCUAACCAAGAUAAGUGCUACAGAUGGAGACAGUGGACGCAAUGCUGAGAUCAGUUACAUGCUGGGCUUGGAUGCACCCCCCAUUUUCAACCUGGACCGCCGUACAGGCAUUCUGACUGCCGUGAGAAAGCUGGAUAGGGAGAAACAGGACAGGUAUUCAUUCACUGUGCUGGCAAAAGAUAAUGGCAUGCCACCCUUGCAGACCAAUGCCACUGUGACAGUUUCAGUCUUGGACCAAAAUGACAACAGUCCUGCUUUCACACACAACGAGUAUAAUUUUUACGUGCCUGAAAACCUACCCAUGUAUGGCACGGUUGGACUCAUCACUGUGACAGAUGCAGACUCAGGGGAGAAUGCGGCAGUGACCUUGUCUAUAUUAAAUGGCAAAGAUAAUUUCAUUAUUGAUCCCCUCACUGGAGUCAUAAGACCCAAUAUUACCUUUGACAGAGAGCAGCAAGGGUCUUACACUUUCCAGGUGAAAGCUGUAGAUGGAGGAAGAUUACAACGUUCAUCAACUGCUAAAGUCACCAUCAAUGUUGUGGAUGUUAAUGACAACAGGCCUGUGUUCGUCAUCCCUUCGUCUAACUACUCUUAUGAUUUAGUUCCGAUGUCCACCAGUCCAGGCUCUGUAGUGACUAAAGUGUUUGCCAUUGACAAUGAUACAGGGAUGAAUGCUGAACUUCGCUACAGCAUUAUAGGCGGAAACUCCAGGGGCUUGUUUAUGAUCGACCAGUUAACAGGCAAUGUUACUUUGAAAGAGAAAGUCAUUUCAUCAGAUCAUGGAUUGCACAGGUUGGUUAUCAAGGUCAAUGACUUGGGGCAGCCUGAGUCUCUAUAUACUAUAGCCUUGGUGCAUUUAUUUGUGAACGAAUCUGUCACCAAUGGAUCCUACAUCCAAGAAUUAGUGCGCAGGAAUAUGGAAAUGCCAGUGGGCCAGAACGUUGGGGAUGGCGAGAUAACCCCCCAAACCAAUGAUUACAUCAAGAUAAUUAUUGCUAUAAUUGCAGGCACCAUGACAGUAAUCCUGGUCAUUUUUGUGACUGCUUUGGUACGGUGUCGUCAAACACCCAGGCACAAGGUUGUCCAGAAAAACAAGCAGAGUGGCGAGUGGGUAUCUCCAAACCAGGAAAACCGACAGAUCAAGAAGAAGAAGAAGAAGAAGAAACGCUCCCCCAAAAGUCUUCUUCUCAACUUUGUAACAAUUGAAGAAUCUAAGCCCGAUGAUCCUGGCCAUGAACACAUCAAUGGCACUUUGGACAUUCCUGUAGAGUUAGAAGAACAGACUAUGGGAAAAUACAACUGGGCCACCACACCGACAACCUUUAAGCCUGACAGCCCAGAUUUAGCAAAGCACUACAAGUCUGCCUCACCGCAGCCCACCUUCCAAAUUAAACCUGAGACUCCAGUGCCCCCGAAGAAGCACCAUGUCAUUCAGGAACUGCCUCUGGAUAACACCUUUGUGGUGGGCUGUGAUUCACUCUCUAAGUGUUCCUCCAGUAGCUCGGACCCUUACAGUGUCUCCGAAUGCAGCUGUCAGGGAGGAUUCAAGACUCCAGGCUCUAUCCACACCAGACAGCAUUCAAAAGAAGUGGGAAGACCACAGUCUCCGCUGAAAGAAACAAGUAUAGAAUCAUGGACUCAGCCACAGUCACAGCGCCGAGUCACGUUUCAUCUACCGGAUGGCUCUCAGGAAAGCUGCAGUGAUAGUGGGCUAGGAGACCAUGAGCCCAGCAGCACUGCCAGUACAUCACAUCCGUUACCGCUUGGCUUCCCACAAGAGGAGUACUAUGAACAGACAUCACCUAACAGUCGGACCGAGGGAGAUGGCAAUUCAGACCCAGAAUCCACCAUUGAAGUCAACCUCCAGAAAGCUCUAGCUGAAGCCUCUGAAACCUGCACACAGGAAUGCCUCAUCCUUGGUCAUUCUGACAAUUGCUGGAUGCCUCCGUCCUUGACACAGUACCAACAAUCCAACCCUCCUUUGCCAUCCUUUGGUUUCCAGCAAGCAUGGGGAAGAGGAGCCAUGCCAGAGGGAAGACAUACUCUAGGAAGGCCCAUUCCUAAAGAUGAUAAUGACAAAGGCCAAGGAGGACCCAGGCCUCAAUUCUACAACACCUGUGAAAGACAUUGUACCAGCGAAGACCCAGUCAAAGUUAUUCCUCUUGCAAACUUCAUUCCUGCCCAGGUGACAGUCAUGCCUGGGAGUAACACCACUUUGAUCCAUGAGCACCAGCUAUAAAAGCAUAUCUUGACAAAUCCAAGCUAUUUCAGGCUUUAAAGUAUGAGUGUAUAUAGUCUCAGCUUAAUGCAAUUUUAAUGCAUUUGCAAACCUGUUAAGGUUUGUGAAUAUUUAUGUACAUAGGAUCUUGAAUUGAAGCUGAAGAGAUCUAUCCUAAGUAAUGAAGAAAAAAGAAAAUUCAGCUUAUUCCGUAAAUAGUAUGCAAAAACAAAAGGAGUCGAGGUGGGGGGAACAGUGUCUUUGCCUAACGUUGGCACAAAAUAUUGUUUUAGGACAAGGUUGGUCUUCCUUGUACUGGAAAUUCUUUCGAGUGUUCUAGAGAUCAACCCAGUGAUAGUAAAUAGUAAACGAAAGGAGGGCUUUCAAAUCGACUCUUUGGUUUCAUGUCAUUAUUAUAUCUCGUACAUUAUCCAAAGAGGCUAAUUAGUAUAUACUUGUCCAAAAGCCUUGUGAUUCUUCAUAAGAGAAUCAAAAUAGAGAAGUAAUUUGUUGUUCCCAUUAUAUUUACCACUGGCAAAUCCCAUUACAAUGUUUUGGAAUAAUGGGGGGAGCAGAUAUGUUGUUGCACAUACAGCAUGUGACACAUCAUGCAGACUCCUUGAUUCUCAGAUAUACACGUAAAAUAUCUAAACAGAGCACUUGCAAUAAUACACAUUCCCACAAUCUGCGAGGCUUAGAGCCAGGGAUGAAUUAUUUAUGUCUUAUAUCCAUUGGUUAGACUGAUGGGAUGGGUGGGGGAGAGAGGUGGCUAUUGUUGUCAAAGGGAGUUAUAUGGAGUUUGGGGGAGAGGACUGAAUGACUUUAUAUGGCACAGGACUGUAGAACAUCUCUAUCUUCCCCAUUUCAAAUCAUGGAGAAUUCGUUAUAGUCCACUCCCUUCCCCAUUCCUGCCACAAAACAAGCAUUGAAAGUUUAGUGCUGAAUCAAAAGGUGGAACAAGUUUUAUCAUUUUAUUUUGUACCCUCUGAACAUUAUCCAGAGGAGGGGGCACAAAGAUAUUUGUUGGGAGGAUGCAUCUCAGCUGUUUCAAGUGUCAGACCUGAUCAUAGCACCAAGGGUGAUUCUUGGUAACCAACGUAGAGGAAACCACCUGAUUUCUUAGGUAGUAAACAAAAGACUAUUUAAGCUGAUCAUGGGAGAAAGAUGAUAUUGCUGUUCAUUCCAUCACUUUUUAUAAAUUGCUCUCUCCUGCCCAUUUUUAUCAGCUUUUCAGUAAUAUCCCUCAAACACAUUCAUAUCAAGUAAUUUUUUAAAAGAAAUUAGUUUCAGAUACGUUGCACCAAAGCCUAUUUUCCUGCAAGGAGAAUUACUCUCAGAAAGGUGUCAUUUUCCAGCCAUGGAUCCAACAUUAACUUAUAUUGUUUUAACCUGUCGAGAAUGUUUUUAUGGAUGGCCAGAAAAAAAAUCUCCUCCCUCUUAAAAAUCAAAACAAAACACAGAAUGAACGAAGGAGGUAUUGCCUUGGCGGUAAGUUAGUGUCCUCUAGAAAACAUCGCAGUGAUUGUUAAUAAUAUAUGUUGUCAGUUCCAGUAGGUUUCACUAUAUAACCUCACACACGACACGCUAAACCUUUAUAGGCAAAUGAACUCUGGACGCUUUGUCUUAGCUUAUAUUGAAGCAAAUCACUGAAUUAGUCUAAAGAAGGAGAGAACUGGGAAGCAAAUGACUGACACAUGUAAUUAUGAAAUCCUCUGUCAUUAUAUUAUUAUUUAGCAGCUCAAGGUGAUGUACCGGGAAAGAUUAGACAUUUGUGACUGGUUUCUGUUCACUAGCUUUCAUAUGCCCCAAAAUGAGCACUGAGCAAAUCCUAUACUGGGUACAGAGAAGAUGUCUUUUUUAAAAAAAAGACAAAUAGUCAUGAGUUCCUCGUAUUUUGUUACUCCCCAGCCUUUGAUUUAUACACAGUCCUGUCUGUUUUGCAACUGAACAACUUGUCUUUAUAACACAAUCAGAUCACUUUCCUAGCUGCAAUUUUACCAUAGACAAUCAAAAUUUGAUGGGGAGAAGGAAACAAUGUGCGAUUAUUAUUAUUUUUCUUUUCCUGUGAAGAGAAUUCUGUGUAGGCUCAUCAAUGUUACUUAAAAUCUGUAAUUUAUGAACAAAACUUGGUGUGUAUAAUUGCUGUAAUAUAAAUUGCUUGUAAAUCUAUAGAAAUUCCCAUUGUUGAGGGUCCCAAUGAAUGCUAAGAGAGCUUCUCUUCAUUAUGUGCCCAGCAGGUAUAAGUAGCUUUAUAUAUUGUUGUCCCCACUGUUAAUCUAUUCAGAACACAUUUUGCUUUAAUGUGUAAAGUUAAAAAAAAUAACAAAAGAAACUUCACUUUUAACCUUCCAAUAGUAUAGAAAUGAAACCUCAGGCUAUUGAAUAGUAUAUCUUUCCUGAGUUUUCCAAAGUGUUUGGGCUGAGGUGUGGCACUCUGGGUUCAGCUGCAUGCAGACUCUGGAAUACAUGUUAAUCCUUCAGAUACUGACACUAUUGCACAAUGUUAAUUCAGGCACAGUUAAAGCAUUCGGGAAAUAAAUCCAGAGCUAAUCUAUAUGUGCAAAAUGUUUCAAAUUAUUCAUGCCAACGUUGGAACCCACAGUUCAAAGUUUCUGUGUUGUUUUAAUAAAUAAUUUCCAUUGGCCUGAA